AUGGGAAGCCAAGGCAUGAGUUCAUCGAGUCCCUUGGUUGUGAAGAAAUCACAAGUGGUUGUAGUGAAACCCUCAAAGGCAACACCUGAAGUCUCUCUUUCUCUCUCGACACUCGACAACGAUCCUUACAUCGAAACCCUCGCCAAAACCAUUUAUGUCUACGCCCCACCACCCUCCAAAGACGUCCACGACGAUCCAGCUUCUCUUCUACAGCAAGCUCUCUCUCAUGCUCUUGUUUAUUACUAUCCUCUCGCCGGAAAACUUCACCGUCGAUCACAAGACCAUAGGCUAGAGCUGACGUGCACUCCCACAGAGGGAGUCCCCUUUGUGAAGGCAACCACUGACUGCACUCUCUCUUCCCUCAACUAUUUGGAGGACAUUGACGCAGCCUUAAACCAACUCGUACCUUGUGACGAAGCUGUGACCUCUGGUGGUUACAACGCUCUUGCUGUUCAGAUCACUCUGUUUGCAUGUGGAGGGAUCACUAUUGGAACGGCUCUCUCUCAUUCCCUCUGCGAUGGUUUUGGAGCGUCUCAGUUUUUCAAAGCCUUAACUGAGUUCGCUGCAGGCAAGACACAACCCAGCAUCAUCCCCGUCUGGGACAGACACUGCCUAACCUCUAACAACUUUCACUUUAACGGGGAAGUGGAGGAGGAACAAGCUCAGAAGCUAGUUGAUUUCGGGGAGGCUUGCUCUACUGUGGCAACUUCUCCUUACACACCAACCCACGACAUGGUCUGUGAGAUACUCAACGUCACACCUCAAGACAUCGCUCAGCUCAAGAAGAAGAUUGGUGAGGAGGUCACGACUCUGGAGAUUCUCGCGGCCCAUGUUUGGAGAGCAAGGUGCAGGGCCUUGAAGCUGAGUCCAGAUGGAACCACGCUUUUUGGAAUGGCCGUGGGUAUACGACGCGUUGUAGAGCCACCGUUACGGGAAGGCUACUACGGAAACGCGUUCGUGAAAGCCAACGUAGCGAUGAAGGCAGGAGAGUUGAGCAACUCACCGUUGUCUCACGUUGUGAAGCUAAUCAAAGAGGCUAAGAGAUCCGCGUUGGAGAAGAGAUACGUGUGUGAGCAGCUCAAAGAGACAGAGAAAAGCCUGAAGAUGAAGGUAACGUGUCAAGGAGGGAACGGAGCGUUCAUGUUGCUCACUGAUUGGAGGCAACUUGGAUUGCUAGACGAAGUUGAUUUCGGGUAUGGUGGAUCGGUGAAUAUCAUACCCUUAGUGCCCAAAUAUUUGCCGGAUCUUUGUAUUUUCUUGCCAAGAAAGCAUGGUGGCGUUAGGGUGCUCGUCACGCUACCCAAACCUGCAAUGGACAAUUUGAAAGAACACAUGAAUCCACUAAGCUUUUAAUAUACCAAAAUAUUACAAUAACUGUAAUUCACAUUGUUUAUUUCCAUUUAUGAAUUGUGACCUCAUGCUUUCCUCAUGCUUUGUGUAAAAAUGAUUCUCUUGUUGUGCUUUCAAUGA
Molecule: messenger RNA, 1470 nt
Organism: Eutrema salsugineum
Lineage: Eukaryota; Viridiplantae; Streptophyta; Magnoliopsida; Brassicales; Brassicaceae
Product: spermidine sinapoyl-CoA acyltransferase
Exons: 2
Coding region: 1-1353 (450 amino acids)
Source: RefSeq, a predicted model, not a curated record